Molecule: messenger RNA, 1119 nt
Organism: Exophiala spinifera
Lineage: Eukaryota; Fungi; Ascomycota; Eurotiomycetes; Chaetothyriales; Herpotrichiellaceae
Exons: 2
Coding region: 1-1119 (372 amino acids)
Source: RefSeq, a predicted model, not a curated record
AUGUCACCAACAGACAAGAAGAAAACCAUUGUUGUCGUAGGCGCGACAGGACGACAAGGUGGUAGCGUGGCCCGAACGUUCCUCUCAUCCCCCGUGUCAUCUCACUGGCGAGUCCGGUGUGUUACGCGCAAUCCAUCAUCUGAAGCUGCAAGGGGCCUCGCCUCUCUGGGCGCCGAUCUCGUCCAAGCUGACCUCUCCUCCCUCCCGAGCCUGGUAUCUGCCUUUUCCAGCGCUCACGCUAUCUACGUCAACACCGACUUCUGGGAAGUCUACCGCGGCGCCUUAUCAUCCGGCAAGACGACCGACGCCCAGGCGUCCCAACUCGCAUACGACACCGAGAUCGCGCGGGGCAAGAACGCAGCUCUGGCGGCGUCCCAAAUCCCCGGACUAGAGCGGUACGUCUACUCGGCCUUUGGGUCCAUGAAGGUCGCGUCGGGCGGGAAGUACGCUCGGUGCUACCACUUUGAAGCCAAGGCCGUUGUGGUGUCGUAUAUCGCUUCCGAACUGCCCGCCCUGAACUCGAGGACGAGUUACAUAUACGCCUCGGCCUACUGCGAUAAUGCGCUCUUGUAUCCUCACAAGGUACCUCUGGGCACCCCGUGGAUAUUGUGGCUCGUCACGAAACUACCGUUCUUGUUGCAGUUGAUGCCUCCGCCCAGGGCGAAGAAGUUGGAGCAGACUGAGGACGGCGGCGGCGCCGGUAGAGGUGGAUGGUAUCAAUACCUGAUGACCCUCCCAGGCCGCAUGAGCACGUCCAUGCCGACAUUCAUCCCGCACAUUUCCACGGGCGGAUACGUGCGAUGUCUCGUCGAGGACGAAAGCCCCGGGACGAAGCUCCUGGCCGUGGACUGGUGGCUGACUAUGGAAGAAGGGUUAAGGACGUGGGAGAGAGUCACGAACCGAAAGGCACAUUUCCUGCAAAUGCCCGUGUCGCUGCUGUGUCGCAUCACGGGCAUAAGGGAAGAAGUUAUGGAGGGAGCGGCCUUUCUGGCCGAGUUUCCAUACAUGUGUGAAGUGACGGAGUGGAUUGAGCCCAAGCAUCUGAAAAAUCCGCCGCCCGUCGCCAUGAGCUGGGAGGAGUAUCUGAGGUCAAGGGAUAUAAAAGAGUUACUCGAGUAG